GGGGGCAUGCUGUCGGGGCCCCCGCAGUCCUACUGCAUCGUGGAGAAGUGGCGCGGCUUUGAGCGGAUCCUGCCCAACAAGACCAAGAUCCUGAGGCUCUGGACCGCUUGGGGAGACGAGCAGGAGAACGUGCGCUUCGUGCUGGUGCGCAGCGAGGCCUCCUUGCCCAACGCGGGGCCCCGGAGCGCCGAAGCCCGCGUGGUGCCCAGCAAGGAGAGCCCGGCCUUCCGCAAGCUGGCCAAGAUCAACAAGCGCAAAGGGCAGCCCCCCUCGCCGCCGCCUCCGCCUCCGCCGCCGGACCAGGAGGGCUCGCCGAGCGCCAAGGAGGCGGCCCCGGCGGCGGAGAGGAUGGAGACCUUGGUGCACCUCGUCCUAUCGCAGGACCACACCAUCCGGCAGCAGAUCAAGCGCAUCCGCGACCUGGACCGGGAGAUCGACCGCUACGAGGCCCGGACCCACUUGGACCGCAUGAGGCGCCACGGGGUCAACUACGUCCAGGACACUUACUUGGACGGAGGGGACGCGGAGCCCUCCGGGGAGGGAGACGAGGAGGAGGAGGGCCCGGCCGCGGCCCCGGCGAACGGCGGCGGCGGCGAGGACCUGGCGGAAUACGCCCGGCAGUGCGAGCAGGUGGCGCUGCUGCAGGACCAGUGGCGCCGCCAGGAGGAGCUGGGCUCCCGCACCAGCCUCGCCGAGGCGGACUGCAACACCACCGAGCUGGUUGGCGGCAGCGGCGGCGAGCUCCACGUGGAGCAGGAGCGCGUCAAGACGCAGCUGAGCACCAGCCUCUACAUCGGCCUGCGCCUCAGCACCGACCUGGACGCCGUCAAGGCCGACCUGGAGGGCACGCGCCGCGCCUGGGAGGAGAAGGAGCGGGAACUGCAGGCCCUGCUGGACACCCUCCGGGCCCUCGAGGUCGCCGAGGCCAACGAGGAGGGGGGGCCGCCGCCGCUGGGCGAGGGCAGCGGGCUUCCCCAGCCGGCCCCGAGCCCCUCGGAGGGCUGGGCGGAACCGGAGGCGCGGACCUUGUGCAAGGACAGCGAGGAGAACGACGAGGAUUCCGACACGGGCUUGAGUUCCAUGCAUAGCCAGGAUUCGGACUCGGUGCCCGUGUGCGAAUCCCUCGUAUAGCAGCUGCCGCCGCCGCCUCGUUUUCCGCAGCCCCCUCCCGCCUGCUUCCCCCCUUUUCAUCGUCUCAGGGACUCCCGCCUUGCUCUUCCUCGUCGUUUUGCCCGCCGUGCAAUAAAAGAGCUUUGCAAAACGCCGGGAGGAGGCAUUCCUGGAUCCUUCAUCCCCGAAACCCACCUCAGGCCGCCGCCCCCCCGCUCUCAAAAGAGCGCGUGUUUCCUUAUGCACUGUAGACAUCAUCGUUAGGAUACACGACGGUAGUACUUAAUGGUCGCCCAGUUACCUCCUUGGAAGAGUCACGUUAAAAACAAAAGAAAGCUGCUCCCCUCCCCCGCUUUUAAUUAGAAGCGGAUUUCGCCCUGCUUUUUUUAUUGUGAAAUCUGAAAGGGAAGAAGUCCAGGCGUUGUGGUGCAUCUUGACUGGAGGAGAGGUGCUCAGUUCUCUGAAGAAACACUGUGGGAGACUAAUGUUAUUUUGUGUUCUUGUAGCCAGUAAAAGGAAACACCUUGCAUUUUAAUUGCAGCUUUGAUACCAAAACAUGUUAAAGCGAGUCCCUGGUGGGCAGAAAGUUUAUUCCUGUCUCCUUCCUGCUUUUAUUAUUUUGAUAAAAGCAGGAAUGGGGCAGGAAUUACUUGCAUUUCAUUCAGUAUUGCAGUUAUCUUUCUAUUUCUCAUCAGAUAUUUUUAUUUUUUAAAAAAUGGAAGUUCUGAUCCUUGGAUUUUUUUUUGUAAACACGGGACAAGGUGUAUUUCCUUUUGAAAUUCAUAUCAUCUGGGGGCUUUUCCAUGAAACUAAAUGUUGGCACCUUGAACCCUGUCCCCCCCAAUAAUACAAAGGCAGCCAGUUAUCUAGCAGAUAGUACAAUUGCCCCCCCAAAAAUUGAUUUGCUGUGAUGAGAAUAAAAUAAAACAGUGGAAGACAUUGCAUCAAUAUUUUCUGUUUGCUUGUCAACAUGUUUGGAGUGGGCUCUGUUUUAUAUCCAAAUGAGAUUUUUUUCUCCCUUUGCCCUAAUUGCUACAGCUUCUUGAUGGCAAUUAAGGAGUCUCCAGAUGAUUUUCAAGUGGGCGCCAACUCACUGGACUGGCACAUUCCUAGCAGGGACUUGUUAAUUAGCAGCAAAAAGCCCCUGUAAGUUGCACUGUUUGCCUUCUGCAGGUGUAGCUAUGCAACAGGACUUUGUUUCAUGAUAAUGAACCACAGAAGGCAAGUAUUGUACAAAUGAAACCACCUCAACCCACAUGCGUAGUGUGCAGAUUCUGUUCCUCUGAAAUGAAUGAAUGGUAACUGUAGGACUUAAGGUGAUUUGCCCCACAUCAGUUGAAGGCUGCUAGAAAUAUUUGGGUGGCAGUCCUGUAGGCACUUACCAAGGAGUAAGGCCACCAGAAAAAGACUCAGCACAGAGUAUACCACACGUUUGCAGUGCUUUAGCAUUAGUUAUUUCAUGGUGCUCCCUCAUGAUUGUUUACGUAAAAGCGAAAGAACAUCCAGCAUUGUUCCUCUUUUGAAACUCUGUGGUUUGUUUCAAUGGUAUUUUAUUUAAAAGGUCUGCCAAGGUUCUUUAAUAGUUUGGGCUGCAUGAGAAUAAAAAAGAUCUAAAAAAAUCUCCCCAACUUCAAAGGCAGGUAGAGUUAGAAGCUGAGUAUUACAAGUGAGAAAUAUGUCUUAAAAGCUCUGCUAUUCAGAUUGCAGAAAAAGAGAGCAGUGGCAGUAUCUUGUUGCUAGUUUCAGCUAUAAUAAAUCAACGCUGAUCUAAAUUCCAUUGAGUCAGCCGAUCUGUUUUCCUUGGGACUGGUGCCUUGGGUGAUUGGAAGAUAACAUUGAUCAGAACCAGCCCUACCAUUAGGCAUAGGAUGGCUACCUCUUCUGGCUAGUGGCUGUUGGAGGAGGCAGUGGCCUAUUCUCAUAAAUUUCUUUUGCUAUUCCCCCC
This is a messenger RNA of Pogona vitticeps (central bearded dragon), 3055 nucleotides long. Lineage: Eukaryota; Metazoa; Chordata; Lepidosauria; Squamata; Agamidae. The record is from RefSeq and is a predicted model, not a curated record.